This is a messenger RNA of Lactuca sativa (garden lettuce), 927 nucleotides long. RefSeq lists its product as uncharacterized. The record is from RefSeq and is a predicted model, not a curated record. NCBI's taxonomy places the organism in Eukaryota, Viridiplantae, Streptophyta, Magnoliopsida, Asterales, Asteraceae.
GUUAGGUUUGCCAAUUUAGAAAGCGAAAAGCAGUCUUUAAAAAUUCUCUCUAAUCUUCUCCCUUCCUUAUCUUCUCAAAAACCCCAAAUUUCUCUAACUGUAAAUCAAUGGCGAAUCCGACCCGAAGACCCGUACUCCGAGCUCACUCUCCUUCCGGAAGAUUCUACACCUCGCCGUCGUCAAACUCGUUUGCUUCCUCCACCUCCGCCUUCUCGUCGAGCCCGUCGUCGUUCUUUCAGAACCGAUCUGCGUCACCUACACGUGUCAACGUAUUCGGAUCAUCUCCAUCGGCGUCGAAUAUACGAUUUUCUCUCGACAAUCGUCAAAUUUCUCCGAGUCGUUCGAUCUCUGUAAUUCCGAGGAGUAAUAAUAGUAAUCAAGCGUCGAAGAAGCAGUUGGAUAAACCGAGGAGGAUGUGUAUGUGUUCGCCUACUUCGCAUCCAGGUUCGUUUAGGUGCAGCUUGCAUAAAAACUCUAACAGCAAUCACACUCCGGUGUCGUAUCCUUCGAAUCGACUCAACGCGAGGAGGUCCGCAAUGACAAACUCGUUGGUACGGAUUGGCACUGUUGAAGGCGGUGAUUUGGUCAAGAGAGCUCUUGCGGCGUUGAUUCGGCCGUCGUCUCAUCAGCAGCGACGGAGAACUUGUUUUCAACCGACGCUUAGUCGUUUAUCUUCCAUGACUAAAGUCUAAAGCUUGAUGAUUUGUGAUUUUUUGAAUCUCGUUUGAGCUCUCUGGAGCUAAUCAUGGUGGUGGUGAAUCAGAUCCCGGCGAGUCGGUGGCGGUUGAAGAAGUCGGGACGGACGGUUUUUUUUAAAUUCCGGUUACCGAAAGAAAUCCUGAACUGGAUAAUAGAUUCCUCUUGUGUCUGUAUAUACUUAUAGAUGAGAAUAUAUGAAUAUCAUCGGUUGCUGCCAUUAAUGGCUAA